This is a messenger RNA of Gastrolobium bilobum, 919 nucleotides long. Its product is annotated as ubiquitin-conjugating enzyme E2 4-like. The record is from RefSeq and is a predicted model, not a curated record. Gene Ontology annotation, cellular component: nucleus. Gene Ontology annotation, molecular function: ubiquitin conjugating enzyme activity. NCBI's taxonomy places the organism in Eukaryota, Viridiplantae, Streptophyta, Magnoliopsida, Fabales, Fabaceae. The coding region runs from base 136 to 693 and encodes 185 amino acids. The transcript has 7 exons. Gene Ontology annotation, biological process: protein polyubiquitination; ubiquitin-dependent protein catabolic process.
UCCUCCUCAUUCUCAUUUACAUUCUCUCUCUGUGACCUUUUUUCUUUUCCCCUGCAAUUACUCUCUCAUUUGAAGCCCAUCGCCAAACGCCAAAUAAGUGUUUCAGGUUGAAAUAAGUGAUUUGUUAUAGUCAAAAUGUCAUCUCCGAGCAAGAGAAGAGAAAUGGAUGUUAUGAAAUUGAUGAUGAGUGAUUAUACAGUGGAGACGAUAAAUGAUGGACUCAAUGAAUUCAAUGUGGAGUUUCAUGGUCCAAAAGAAAGCCUUUAUGAAGGUGGAGUCUGGAAAAUUCGAGUUGAGCUCCCUGACGCUUAUCCGUACAAAUCCCCUUCUAUAGGAUUUGUGAAUAAAAUAUUCCACCCAAAUGUUGAUGAGUUAUCUGGCUCUGUGUGCUUGGAUGUGAUUAACCAAUCAUGGAGCCCAAUGUUCGAUCUUCUAAAUGUCUUUGAAGUAUUUCUUCCACAACUCUUGCUUUAUCCAAAUGCUUCAGAUCCUCUCAAUGGCGAUGCAGCAUCGUUAAUGAUGAAGGAUAAAAAGCUGUAUGACCAAAAAGUUAAAGAGUAUUGUGAGAGGUAUGCUAAGAAGGAAAACAUUACCACCUCUACAGCAGAUGAGGAGAGUGGAGAUGAGGAGGAGAUCAGUGAAGAAGAAAGUGGAUUCAGUGAUGAUGACAUUCCCGGUCAUGCUGAUCCAUGAAUGAUCUUCGAUUUAUAUAAAACCUUUGAAGGGUCAAUGUAGUACCAACCAGAAAAACAUUACAUGUUUACUUGUUAAAUUAUAAGACGUAGGAUUAUAUAUACUAUUUUUUCUGCCUGUAAAAUUAUAAUUCUUAUUCCUGUACUGAAUUGAUUAGGGUAUUGCUCAGUAAAUGGAAAUUUAAAAUAAUAUUAGUGUGUAAGUUUUAAGUUGCGGUGCCGGUUGU